AUGUCCUUGGAAGAUAAAUUCUCAAAACUAUGCGUCACUGCUCAGCCAGAUGCGUUGGCUGUCAAGUCGUUAGUUUUCAAGCCAAAAACGCCCAAAUCUGCUACUCCAGUUCCUAUCAUCGUGGUCGCCUUGCAGACGACUUCGACAGCAACUGCGGUGAUCGGCAGCGCUACAAGCACCAAGGAACCACGUCUAGCUCGUGAUGAACUCUUUGCUUCUCAUUUUCAGUGUACCUCAGGAAAAGACUUCCAUCUAGGCCAUUUGUCUCAAGCUACUUCCGAGUUCAAGCUGCUCAUCGACGAUGGCUUGGCCAAGACGCAGGACUCUCAAGUGCUGCAGCUGACCGAGGACAAGUACAUUGCCAAAUCGGAGCUUCUUCACUUUUUGGAGGGGUUCUCCCCUCAGGUAGUUGACUUCUCGCAAGAGGCGCCAAAACAACAGGACUCCAAAAAACCUGCAAACAAGGCUGCUGUCACCAAUCAGAGCAAGUCUGCGGCAUUGGAAGAUGCGAAGCUUAUUGGUAUCACCGUCGAUAAGAAGAUGGACUUCUCCGGCUGGUACCAACAGGUCUUGACCAAGGGUGAAAUGUUGGACUAUUACGACGUUUCGGGCUGUUACAUCUUGAGACCUCCUUCUUAUGCUAUUUGGGAAGUUAUCCAAAAAUGGUUCGACGAAAAGAUUAAGGCGAUCGGCGUCGAGAACGCCUACUUCCCUAUGUUUGUUUCUUCGCGCGUUUUGGAAAAGGAAAAGGACCACGUUGAAGGAUUUGCUCCAGAAGUUGCAUGGGUCACAAGAGCCGGUUCAUCGGAAUUGGAGGAGCCAAUUGCCAUCAGACCCACAUCUGAAACUGUGAUGUACCCUUACUACGCGAAAUGGAUUCAAUCAUACAGAGACCUACCUAUCAAACUCAACCAAUGGAACUCUGUUGUUAGAUGGGAGUUUAAACAUCCCCAGCCCUUUUUGAGAACUAGAGAAUUUUUGUGGCAGGAAGGCCACACGGCCCACUUGACUAAGGAGGAUGCCGAAGAAGAAGUUCUGCAAAUUUUGGACUUCUACGCUGGCGUGUAUGAGGAGUUGCUUGCCGUUCCUGUCAUUAAAGGUAGAAAAACGGAAAAGGAGAAAUUCGCUGGUGGUGACUUCACAACUACAUGUGAAGGGUACAUCCCUCAAACUGGACGUGGUAUCCAAGGUGCUACUUCUCAUCAUUUGGGUCAGAACUUUUCGAAAAUGUUCAACAUCAGCGUGGAAAAUCCAUUAGGCUCCGAGCAUCCAAAGGUUUACGCGCACCAAAACUCCUGGGGUUUGAGUACUCGUGUGAUUGGUGUCAUGGUGAUGAUUCAUUCUGACAACAAGGGUUUGGUAUUGCCUCCAAGAGUUGCCCAGAAGCAAUGUGUUGUUCUACCAGUCGGAAUCAAUGCUAAAACCUCUGAUGAAGAGAGAGCCGCAAUUCACCAAAAGGCUAAAGAAAUCGAGCAGCAAUUGCGUUCUGCUGACAUCAGAGCUUUCGGUGAUUACAACGAUAAUUACACACCUGGCUGGAAAUUCGCACAAUACGAACUUAAGGGUGUGCCUUUGCGUUUAGAAUUUGGUCCUAAAGAUAUGGCCAAAGAGCAAAUCUCUGUUGUUCGCAGAAACGACAACCGUAAAUACACUGUCAAGUUGGAAGAGUUGACCACUCGUAUUCCCGAAAUUUUAGAGGAGAUGCAAAGAGAUCUUUACUUGAGAGCCAAAGAGCUUUUCGACUCUCACAGAGUGAUUGUUGACGAAUGGAAAGAUUUCGUGCCUGCUCUAAACAGGAAAAACCUUAUUUUGGCCCCAUGGUGCGGUGUCACAGAGUGUGAAGAAGACAUCAAGGAUUCUUCUGCCAAGAAGGACGACGGAGAGGAGUUUGAGGCUGAUGAAAAAGCUCCAAGUAUGGGUGCCAAAUCGCUUUGUAUCCCAUUCAAGCAGCCUGAACUGAAGAAAGGUCAACUAUGUGUCAGAUGUCAAAGAAAAGCGCUUUACUAUACCAUGUUUGGGCGCUCUUACUAG
Messenger RNA from Lachancea meyersii CBS 8951, 2031 nucleotides. The record is from the annotation of a GenBank genome assembly. NCBI's taxonomy places the organism in Eukaryota, Fungi, Ascomycota, Saccharomycetes, Saccharomycetales, Saccharomycetaceae.